AAAAGUAUUAUUGUUUAAAAGCAGCGCCAUUAAAAUUGUCAAAAUCACAAUUUGUCAAAAACCAUAUGUGUUUGGUAAACAUUUAUAACAAAGCUGACAGCUUACUUGAUUUAUUAAUAGUGUUAAUAGAAAAUUGCAGUAAUGAUGAUGGAAGAAGUUAAAAAGACCUUACAGGAAAUGAUGCAGAAAAUUCAAGGCCUCUAUUGUAUUCUAAUUACCGACAGAGAUGGAGUUCCCUUAGUUAAAGUGGGCUCGGAAAAAACACCAGAAAAUGCCCUACGACCCAACUUCAUUUCUACAUUUGGGCUAGCAAUUGAUCAAGGAAGUAAACUGGGACUAGGAAAGACUGGGACAUUGAUAUGUUCAUAUUCACAGUAUCAAGUUAUUCAAAUGAACAAACUACCACUUAUUGUUACUUUUAUUACAAGUGAUACAUGUAAUACUGGACAUGUAUUAGCACUUCAGAAUCAAAUUAAUCCUAUUGUAUCAGUACUCACUUUGGCAGUAGGAGAAUCAUAAAUAAAAAAUAAUUUUAUAUUAAUGUUAAAUAAGUCUAUUCACAAAUUAGUUAUACUUUUAUAUCAUUUAUAAACAUUGUAAAAUAAAUAUAUUUGGAAUAUUA
Aethina tumida (small hive beetle) is the source of this 622-nucleotide messenger RNA. RefSeq names its product ragulator complex protein LAMTOR3 homolog (gene Lamtor3). Lineage: Eukaryota; Metazoa; Arthropoda; Insecta; Coleoptera; Nitidulidae. Gene Ontology annotation, cellular component: Ragulator complex. The transcript has a single exon. The coding region runs from base 142 to 519 and encodes 125 amino acids. The record is from RefSeq and is a predicted model, not a curated record. Gene Ontology annotation, biological process: cellular response to amino acid stimulus; positive regulation of TOR signaling.